GGCGGUUUGAGGUUUUAUAUGUGUUGCAGUUCUCUGUUAGAUAAUUCACAUCUGGCCUUGGUAGACAUCGUUAUCCGCAGGUCGUAGGUGUCUAGGCGACGGUGCUAAUUAAUGGCUUUCAAAUAAACGACUCACAUUAAGAAAUGUGUUAUCUCUCACCAUGGCCACCACCUGAAUAGUACGUUAUUUGUCAUUUCAUCAUGUUAAGUAAACAAUACAGAUCAAUCGGUUUUGCGAUGAAAUUUGCCUUUUGGGUGUGUGGUUUGCUCUUCACAUUUUCACUAUGUUAGGAAAACAGCUAUAAUCCAACCAGAUUAAAUGGAUUUCUUCUUGGGGCUACGAACAUAAAUAUAGAAUAUUCCGCGCCAAAGUUCUCCCGCCAGUUAUGUGUGAAAUCAGCUGAUGCGUAAUAUGAAGAACGGACUGGAGCAUAAUUUGAAGUACAGAAAUAAGCAACAUGCAACUAUAACAAAGUAUUCAAUGACAGAUGUACUGCCUGUACACGGAAGAGUAAAUACGGGUGUUUAAUGAAUAUAAAUUACGAUUAGAAUGUAUUUACAUUCCACCGAUAUCGUUUAGGUCCAAGCAAAGGACGCAGAGAAAAUAUUUAAAAUACUCGUAUAUAGUGUGUUGUUACCGUUGUUUACGUACAUUUGUAACAGGCUUUCCCAGUGUGCAGUUGCUUUUAAUGAGCAGAAAUCAUUGCUAAGAUGAGUGACAGUGAUCCUGUUUCUGCUCCAGUGAGAUGGGAAAAGCGGAAGAGACAGGAUAGUGACACUGGUAGUGAAAACAGUUUUAUGUUGUCCGAGGGGCACAAGGAAACAGCAGUAAAGAUAACAGCAAAACUACAACACGUGGACUCUGAUUCUGAAGAGGAUAAUGAACUUCAACCAGCAAAGAAAAGACAGACAUUUCUACAUGAUAAACAAGACUCCAGUAACAGUCAGUUUAAGCCUGGAAGCAUAAAAGCUGAGCCAGGCAAAAAAGUUAAUGAUGUCUUUAUUAACAAACAUAAAGAAAAUAAGAAUACUGUGGGAAAAAAGGUAGAACACAGUGGAUAUGACAAGUCUGAUAUUAGUGAUGAUGAGAAAGAGGAAGAUAGUACAAAGCCAUUAGGAAUGAAUUAUAUGCCAGAAAGGGAGAACCUGCAGGAUGAGAAUUGUGGUUCAGCUGAUUCAGGUGAUCCAGUUAAUUCCAUUGGUGAUGACAUGAAAGGUAAGUCACGUAUGAAAUGGGAGACGAGAGAAUCUGAAAAUGUUUCUGAGGAUGAAAAUUCUAUAAAAUCGUCAGCAUUGAAGCAGAGUGUGCAAAUUCUCUGCAAAAAGUACAUAGAAGUACGAAAAUCCCCACAGAAUAAGUCUAAACCCAAACAACAACUUACAAGUUCAGACACAGAUAAUGAAAAAUCACCGAAUAUUUUGAAAUAUGCACUAGAAUCAGAUCAGGAUUUCAAAUCUUCCAACCAGUGUGAAUCAUUAAAGAUGCAAAAGAAGAUUGUAACUGCAGUAGAAAAUAGAAAAGGAAAGAAUUCUGAUUCAGACUGUGAUGGGGAGAAAUCACUGAAAGUGGCAUCUGUCAAAACUGCUAAGCACGAGGAUAGUUCUGAUGCUUCCAGCAGAGAGAGCAGCAAUGAUAAGCAACAGAAUACUAAGUCAAAGGCUAAAGAUGGAAGAGAAAAGACUUCUAAUUCUCACUCAGAGGAAGAGAAGGCACUGAAUACUACAGUGACGAAAAGUGCUGACCAAAGUGGCAUUUCACAUGAUUCGGGCAAAGAAGGGAAAACAGAGAAACAAGAAAUGCCCAGAACAAAAAAGAGAGCCAGAAUAGAAAUAGAUUCUGAUUCAGAUGAAGUUGAAGGUAAACUAUUAAAGACUGUUCCAAAGACAGCUGCUAAAAAAGAUUUUUCAUGUGGCCCUGACAGGGAAGGCCAAAGAAAAAAACAACAGAGGGCUAAGACAACAGGAACCAGUGGAAGCCAAAGGGAUUCUGAAGAGAAAAUGUCACGGAAAGAUGUACUGAAGAAAACUGCAGAAGAAGGUAGCAGUUCAGGUAAUUCUGACAGAGAAGACAAUGAAAGAAAGCCACAAAAGCAAAGGGUGAAAGUGAAAGCUAGACAGAGAAAAGAUUCAUAUUCAGAAUCAAACUCUGAAGAAGAGAAGCCAUUGAAGACUCUGUCGAAGAAGAUUACAGAAGAAGAAGAAGAAGAAGAAGAUGGCUCAAGUGACUGUGAGAGAAAAGGUGGCAAAAGAAAGCAACAAAAUCAGAAGGUGAAAGUGAGAGCUAGAAGGAGAAAUGUUUCAGAUUCAGAAUCAGACUCUGGAGAAGAGAAGCCAUUGAAGACCCUGUCGAAGAGGACUACAGAAGAAGAAGAAGAAGAAGAAGAUGGCUCAAGUGACUGUGAGAGAAAAGGUGGCAAAAGAAAGCAACAAAAUCAGAAGGUGAAAGUGAGAGCUAGAAGGAGAAAUGUUUCAGAUUCAGAAUCAGACUCUGGAGAAGAGAAGCCAUUGAAGACCCUGUCGAAGAGGACUACAGAAGAAGAAGAAGAAGAAGAAGAUGGCUCAAGUGACUGUGAGAGAAAAGGUGGCAAAAGAAAGCAACAAAAUCAGAAGGUGAAAGUGAGAGCUAGAAGGAGAAAUGUUUCAGAUUCAGAAUCAGACUCUGGAGAAGAGAAGCCAUUGAAGACCCUGUCGAAGAGGACUACAGAAGAAGAAGAAGAAGAAGAAGAUGGCUCAAGUGACUGUGAGAGAAAAGGUGGCAAAAGAAAGCAACAAAAUCAGAAGGUGAAAGUGAGAGCUAGAAGGAGAAAUGUUUCAGAUUCAGAAUCAGACUCUGGAGAAGAGAAGCCAUUGAAGACCCUGUCGAAGAGGACUACAGAAGAAGAAGAAGAAGAAGAAGAUGGCUCAAGUGACUGUGAGAGAAAAGGUGGCAAAAGAAAGCAACAAAAUCAGAAGGUGAAAGUGAGAGCUAGAAGGAGAAAUGUUUCAGAUUCAGAAUCAGACUCUGGAGAAGAGAAGCCAUUGAAGACCCUGUCGAAGAGGACUACAGAAGAAGAAGAAGAAGAAGAAGAUGGCUCAAGUGACUGUGAGAGAAAAGGUGGCAAAAGAAAGCAACAAAAUCAGAAGGUGAAAGUGAGAGCUAGAAGGAGAAAUGUUUCAGAUUCAGAAUCAGACUCUGGAGAAGAGAAGCCAUUGAAGACCCUGUCGAAGAGGACUACAGAAGAAGAAGAAGAAGAAGAAGAAGAUGGCUCAAGUGACUGUGAGAGAAAAGGUGGCAAAAGAAAGCAACAAAAUCAGAAGGUGAAAGUGAGAGCUAGAAGGAGAAAUGUUUCAGAUUCAGAAUCGGACUCUGAAGAAGAAAAGCCACUGAAGACUGCAUCUAAGAAGGCUACAAAAGUAGGAGGGAGAGAAGACAACAAAAGAGAGCAACAAAAGCAGAAGGAAAAAGUGAAAAGUAGAAGAACAAAGGAUUCCAAUUCAGAAUUAGACUCUGAAGCAUGGAAGCCACUGAAGAAGGCUAUCAGGCAAAGAGAUUGUGAAAAUUAUGUCAAUAGAGAAGGUAGCAAACAGAAGCAAGAGAAUGUUAUAGAACAGAUAAAGAGCAGAAAAGGAAGGGUUUCUGGUUCUGAUGAAGAAAAAUCAACAGAGGAUUUAAUGAAAGAGGAAUUGAAAAAAACAUGGGGAUCUGAAAGCAAUCCUAAGAAGGAUUCUAAAUUAAUUAAAUCAAAACUAAAAAGACAGGACCAAGAAACAAUGCACAGUUCUGAUUCCGAUAACAGUGGACAACUGAAAGCAUCAGGAGAAAAGAAAUCUCAGUUGAGAGAACAAGGCAAGGAGACCUCUAGAAACGAGUCUGAUUCAGACAUGGCAUAUGAAAAACCUCUGAAAAAUUCUAAGAAGAAAACUCGUAACAACUAUUGUACUUCUGACAUAAUUAUCGAUGAGUUAGGAAUAAAACAGAAGCCACAAGACAUCAACAAAAAAGCAGAAAUAGAAAGAAAACAACAUGUUUCAUCAGACUGCAUUGCAGAAUUAGAUGUAUCAGGAGAAAGUAGAAAAUCACAAAGACCUGCUAAAAAUGAACACCGUGGAUCAGAUUCUGAUACUGACUCGGAUAUAUUCACAAAGAGGGACAGUGCAGCAAAUGUGAGAACUGCUGUUGCUGCGAAAGGUAUGACAGGGAAGCAUACUGCAGAAAAUUCCACUGAUUCUUCAGAUGUUGCUGAAGACAAUUCUAAGAAAAGAAGUAGCAACACAAAGAAUUCUUGUCACUCCAUGAGUUCAACAGACUCUGAAGACAGCAGUACGAAAACCAAAACAAAGAAGACAGAAGCAUUUAAAAAGGCAUCCGCAAUUCAGAGAGGGAACAGAUCUUCUGAUUCCAAUUCAGACAGUUCAGUUUCUGAUGAUGAGAAAUCCAAAAAAGAUAAAAAGAAGGAAGGAAAGAAUGUUGCUCCAGAAAACAAGCGGAUCACCUCCCUGAAGCGAUACCUACGUCUUGCUGGAAUACACACUAUAAAGUAUUCUAAAGUUUUACAGAAUUGUCGCAGCAACAAAGCAAAGAUAGAAGCUCUUCUUGAUUUGUUAAGGAUAGAAGGACUUAAAGGUAAUCCUAGCAUACAAAAAUGUAAACGUCUCCGCAAGAAGAUUGAAGCUAGACGUGAGGUGCAGGAGUUAGAUGUGGGCAAUAUAAUGGAAGAAAAAGGGAGGCUGCAGCGAUCCAACCGAUCUUGUUAUACUGAGAAUUAUAGUGAGGGCUACAAACGUGAUGCUGAAGAGAAAGCUGCCUCAAUCAAACAGAAGUUCUCUCGGAUACGUGACAUUAUUGACAGUGAUUCAGACUGAAAGUGGCUUCAAAAUAAUAAGAUUUCUCAAGACUGUGUGUGUAUAGUUAUCUGGCUUGUUGAGAGUACAAAAGAUAUUUAUAUAUAUUUCCAGAUAAACAAUGAAUAAUCUUCCACUUGUAUGCUGCUGCUAUCAAGAGCAAUGUUAAGAGGAAAAAUAGAUUUUGUAUAGUGUGUCUUAAUGAGUGUAUUUGCCCUGUCAAACAAGAAGUCUAAAGAUAUGUUUUAGGUAUUAGAUUAAUCAAUUAAGCACUAUGCCAUGAAGAUGUAUAGGGAAGAAUGGAGAAGUAUAGCCCCACUAUUCUUGACAUUGGCGCUAGAUAGGGCCCUACUGCUUUACCCAGCGGUAAACAAUCCUGGUACCCAUUCUAUAGAAGGCUCGGUGCCCCCCAAAGCUGGUCUUGAUAUUAUGGAGAAGAGAAAAAUCUAUUGCUCCUGCCAAGAAUCAAACACCGACUCCUUGACCACCAGCCUGUAUCCUAGUUGCUCUACUGAAUAACCUGUUGAGAUAAUGCACAACUCUAACAUAAUUAAGCAUAAAAUUACAUGAAGAUAACUGCAAGUGUUCUGUAGUGAUAUUGUUUCAUUCUGCUA
This is a messenger RNA of Cryptotermes secundus, 5434 nucleotides long. Its product is annotated as dentin sialophosphoprotein. Gene Ontology annotation, cellular component: nucleus. The transcript is spliced from 5 exons. The record is from RefSeq and is a predicted model, not a curated record. NCBI's taxonomy places the organism in Eukaryota, Metazoa, Arthropoda, Insecta, Blattodea, Kalotermitidae. The coding region runs from base 711 to 4841 and encodes 1376 amino acids.